CAGAGCAACACAGGACCUGAAAGCACUGCAAAAGGGAUUGGCUGAUCAAGACUUUUGGAAGAAAAAAACAAACGAUGGCCACGCAGCAAGAACCGGAAGACCUCAGUAACUUUACCCACCCAUUGGGGUUUUACAUCAGAGGCUUUUAUGCCCUACAGAAUACAGAUUAUUAUUUCAUCUUCUUGUCUAUUAUUUAUGUCAUAACACUGCUAGCAAACUUUCUAAUAAUGUCAAUCAUCUGGUACGCAGAAAGUCUGCACACAUCAAAGUAUUUAGCUAUUUUUAGCUUAGCUGUAGUGGACGUCAGUUAUAGCACUGCACUCAUUCCAAAGGCAAUACACACGUUCCUGUUUAACUCGAGAUUCGUAUAUUUUGAUGCUUGUUUAGCCCAGGUUUUCUUUGUAGAUUAUUUUUGCUCAAUGGAGUCGUUUUCUCUCUGUGUAUUGGCGUAUGACAGGUUAAUUGCUAUAUACUUUCCACUGCGAAGUAAUACACUGAAUUCAACCACAAGAAUGAUGCUAGUUAUUCUGAUUUCUUGGAUUAUCCCUUUAAUUGUCGUAGUGAUUAUGGUUGCUUUAAUUCCACGACUGUCAUACUGCAAAACCACAAUUGUAAACAGUUUUUUUUGUGAUUAUGGACCAAUGUUUAAAAUAGCUUGCGGGGACUAUUCUCCAAAUUGGUUUAUGGCUUCCUUUUAUACUGUGGUUGUAAUUUUUGUUCCAUUCGCUUUUAUUGUGCUGACAUACAUGUUCAUCGUAAGGGCACUUUUAAAGAUAGCGUCCGCUGAAGGUAGGUGGAAAGCAUUUAAAACGUGCAGUACACAUUUAACCUUAGUAGCCAUAUUUUACCUACCGAUUUUAGCGACUUAUGUUGUAGCGUGGGUAAAUGUGCAUAUCGACACAGACACCAGAAUUAUUAAUACAUCCUUAUCUGCUACCAUUCCUCCUCUGCUAAAUCCAAUCAUAUACACCUUAAAAACGGAAGAAAUUAUGGAGCAAAUUAAAAAGUUUCUCAAAAACAGAAAAAUCAGAUCUAUAAAUUGAUAAUCUUCAGACUGUGUGA
This is a messenger RNA of Acipenser ruthenus (sterlet), 1062 nucleotides long. RefSeq names its product olfactory receptor 6F1-like. NCBI's taxonomy places the organism in Eukaryota, Metazoa, Chordata, Actinopteri, Acipenseriformes, Acipenseridae. The coding region runs from base 75 to 1043 and encodes 322 amino acids. Gene Ontology annotation, cellular component: membrane. Gene Ontology annotation, molecular function: olfactory receptor activity; G protein-coupled receptor activity. Gene Ontology annotation, biological process: G protein-coupled receptor signaling pathway. The record is from RefSeq and is a predicted model, not a curated record. The transcript is spliced from 2 exons.